GUUCCACUUCUAGGUACAUACCCAAAAGAAAUGGAAACAUGUUCACACAAAAAACUUGUACACAAUGUUCAUAGCAGCGUUAUCCAUAAGAGCCUCAAACUGGAAACAACCCAAGUAUUCAUCAACUAAUGAAUGGGUAAACAAAAUGUGGUAUACCCAUACACUAGAAUAUAGCAUACAUAAAACUUUAAAAUGUUAUGCUAAGUGAAAGAAGCCAGUCACAAAAGACCAACUAUUAUGACUGCAUUUAUGUGAAAUGUCCCCCGCCCCCAUAGGCAUAUCCCUGGAAGCAUGUAAUACUUUAAGCAAUAAAACAAAAUUAAAAAAAUAAUAAAUAAAAUGUUAAAAAAAAUAAAAAAGAAUGCAGAUUAGUGACUGCCUGGGGCUAGGGCGGAAGGACAGGGAGGGGGCACUAAAAAAGGGAGGCAACUGUUAAUGCGUGUGGGUUUCCUUGGAAGUGUUGCUAAAGUCCUACAAUUGGCUCCGCUCUGAGGGGGCGUGGCUAGGCCCUAGGGGGCGUGGCUGGAUUCUGGGGCGGGACUAGCCAGUUUAAAGCCUGGCUGAGGCACAGAAGCCGAAGCUUUUUGGCUGUUAUGCCUCGAGGAAUGGAGGAGUGCGCCAGUCUCUGCGGCGCGGGCUCUUCGCGGGGAUGUCGGUGUCGGUGUCGUCAGCAGUGCCAGGGCCCAGCUGAGACGGCAGUGGCCUACGGCAGGCCGGCCCCGGCCCCGGCAGAAAAGCACGUGGAGGCGGUCGAGGCAGCGAGGUGCUGUGUGGAGAGUGGAGAAAUUGCGAGCCCCAUGCCGCCCCCGCACUGCUCGCUGCGGGACCUGCCUGUGGAGAUGCUGCUGGAGAUCUUCGCCUGGCUCCCCGGCACCGACCUGCCCAGCCUGGCCCUGGCCUGCACCAAAUUCCACCACAUCCUGCACAUCGACAGCAUCUGGAGACGGCGCUGCCGGGAGGAAUAUGGCUUUUCUGAAAACUCUCAGAACCUGGAGAGGAUAGGUAUGUCUUAUCGAGAAGUCUAUGCGAAGCUGCUCCACCCAUACAGACACAUUUUGGGAUUGUGGCAGCUAGAUACUGAGGACUAUAGAACACUGCUGAAUGUCGUGGUGGACGGCUUAUGCAUUACUGGUUGGACAUACGGGCCUUCCCUGAACACCCAUGUGGAUGGCCCGCUGCAAUUCGAGCCCUCGUUCAGAAUUCGCCUGACGGAGAGGAAAUCAGUCGUGGUGGAAUGCAUGGAAGGCCGCAUCAGCAGGCCCCACAGCCGCCACGUGCAGAUUCAGAAGGACAGGCUCACCCUCCAGUGCGACAAGACAGACCACCGGAAGGAUUUGACAGCGAGACUUCGGCAAGAACGGGCGCUGGUGCUGACGCUGACGCUGGAGGACAGAUACCAGUAUGACUGCCUGGCCUACCGCCGCCUCUACCUCCCGCCGAGCCACCCGGAGGACCUCAUCAGGCCAGGCCUCUUCCAAGGCAACUACGAUGCCUUCGGCCUAAAGAUUGCCAUGCUCAGCUUCCAUGGGAAGUAUGCCAGGGUCACGAAGAUCACGGGAGACACCAUCAGGAUGUUAGAGAUCCACCUCAUGCGCCGCAUCCAGCUGCCCGAUGGCGAGUUCUUCCGCAACUUCAACGAGCUCUCCCGCGUGGUCCAGGAGAUUGACGAGCAGGUGAUCCGGGAGCAGCAGCAGCAAGAAAACGGGACUGAGGAAAGCGAGGGCCAUGGCUGGCAGAGCCCUGCCCAGCCCAGCGUCGGGGAGUCCGGGGCUGCAGCUUUGGAGGAGCAGCCUGUCCCGUUUGUUCUGCCUGUGGGCAUGCGCACAAGAGACCAGAACUACCCCCGAACCUGCAGGAUGUGUUUCUAUGGCGUGGACACUGUUACCUUACCUGGCUUAGCCUACUGGGAGCGGUUCCCUGGAGUCUUCAUCCUGUUCGAUGAGAACCACUUUGGGUUCAUCUGGCUGAAGGUGAAAUACUUCGUCCUGUACGGCAGAGUCCGGAACACCUUCCAGAAUGUGGAGGCACCAUCCCCGCAGGCCUUCCUGGAGAUGCUCUAGAACAUUCAUUCCAGACCCCCUGGGAGGAGCAGCUUGUAG
Myotis daubentonii (Daubenton's bat) is the source of this 2099-nucleotide messenger RNA. Its product is annotated as F-box only protein 31-like. Lineage: Eukaryota; Metazoa; Chordata; Mammalia; Chiroptera; Vespertilionidae. The record is from RefSeq and is a predicted model, not a curated record. The transcript has a single exon.